Cynoglossus semilaevis (tongue sole) is the source of this 4581-nucleotide messenger RNA. Its product is annotated as cullin-1. Bases 475 to 2808 code for a protein of 777 amino acids. The transcript has 22 exons. NCBI's taxonomy places the organism in Eukaryota, Metazoa, Chordata, Actinopteri, Pleuronectiformes, Cynoglossidae. The record is from RefSeq and is a predicted model, not a curated record. Gene Ontology annotation, molecular function: ubiquitin protein ligase binding. Gene Ontology annotation, biological process: ubiquitin-dependent protein catabolic process. Gene Ontology annotation, cellular component: cullin-RING ubiquitin ligase complex.
GCGUCCUGAUUUGGUGGCUACUGAGCUGAUCUUUGUGCGAACGAAGCGCAGCCGCGGUCGCAGUUAGCAACAAGAGCAAAAACACGCAGAGGAGGAGAAAAGAGACGCGAAUAGCGGCAGUGGAACUGAUCCCAUAGGAAAAAAGAACAACGAGAGAAGGCAAACACAGAGUUUACCAGCCAUCACGACACAUUUUACCAUGGUCAUCUUGUAAGAAGUGCCCAAGCUUUUAGGUGGAGGAGUGGCAGACAGCGCCACCCUGCUGUUGCUGAGUGGGAUUUCCUCCCAUCUCAGAACACUUCAGACCAUCUUCCUGACCCACUGCCACCACCGCCACCUGAUGGACUGCACACUCUGAGAGCAGAGAACGUCAGCACAGAAAUCAUCUGAGGAGAGGAGGCGAGGGGAGGACCCUCGGCGGAGCAGGAACGGGAGGGCACUGAGGGAGGAGGAGGAGGAAGCCAGGUGAAGACAAUGUCCUCCAACAGGACCCAGAACCCCCAUGGACUGAAACAGAUAGGCCUGGACCAGAUAUGGGACGACCUGCGGGCUGGCAUCCAGCAGGUGUACACGCGGCAAAGCAUGGCCAAGUCGCGCUACAUGGAACUGUACACACAUGUAUAUAACUAUUGCACCAGUGUCCACCAGUCCAGCCAUGCCCGGGGCUCAGGGCCUCCUGCCAAACCCUCCAAAAAGUCCACCACUCCAGGGGGCGCUCAGUUUGUGGGCCUGGAGCUCUACAAACGCCUCAAGGAGUUUUUGAAGAACUAUUUGACCAGCCUGUUAAAGGACGGCGAGGACUUAAUGGAUGAGUGCGUUCUCAAAUUUUACACCCAGCAGUGGGAGGACUAUCGUUUCUCUAGUAAGGUCCUCAACGGGAUCUGUGCCUACCUCAACCGCCACUGGGUCAGACGGGAGUGUGACGAAGGACGCAAGGGCAUUUAUGAGAUCUACUCUCUGGCACUUGUGACUUGGAGAGAGUGUUUAUUCCGACCCCUCAACAAACAGGUGACAAAUGCAGUGUUGAAGCUGAUAGAGAGAGAGAGGAACGGUGAGACCAUUAACACCAGACUGAUCAGCGGCGUGGUUCAGUCUUACGUGGAGCUGGGCCUGAACGAGGAGGACGCCUUUGCCAAAGGCCCGACACUGUCCGUCUACAAAGAGUACUUCGAGUGUCAGUUCCUCACCGACACGGAGCGCUUCUACACACGAGAGAGCACAGAGUUCCUGCAGCAGAACCCUGUCACUGAGUACAUGAAGAAGGCUGAGGCUCGGCUGCUGGAGGAGCAGCGGCGCGUCCAAGUUUACCUCCACGAAUCCACCCAGGACGAGCUGGCACGCAAGUGUGAGCAGGUCCUCAUCGAGAAACAUCUGGAGAUCUUCCACACGGAAUUUCAGAACCUUUUGGACGCUGACAAGAACGAAGAUCUGGGGCGCAUGUACAACCUCGUGUCACGGAUCACGGACGGUCUUGGUGAGCUGAAGAAGCUUCUGGAGACACACAUCCACAACCAAGGCUUGGCUGCCUUUGAGAAGUGGGGGGAGGGGGGGCGGAAGAACGAUCCUAAAGUGUACGUUCAGACCACGCUGGACGUCCAUAAGAAAUACAACGCCUUAGUCAUGUCUGCCUUCAACAACGACGCCGGCUUUGUGGCUGCAUUGGAUAAAGCGUGCGGUCGAUUCAUCAACAACAACGCCGUCACCAGAAUGGCUCAGUCCUCCAGCAAAUCCCCCGAGCUGCUCGCCAGAUACUGCGAUUCUCUACUGAAGAAGAGCUCUAAAAAUCCAGAAGAGGCCGAACUGGAGGACACACUCAACCAAGUGAUGGUUGUGUUCAAAUACAUUGAGGACAAAGACGUUUUCCAAAAGUUUUACGCUAAGAUGUUAGCCAAACGUCUGGUCCAUCAGAACAGCGCCAGUGAUGACGCCGAGGCCAGCAUGAUCUCCAAACUCAAGCAAGCCUGUGGCUUUGAAUACACGUCCAAACUGCAGAGAAUGUUCCAGGACAUCGGCGUCAGUAAAGACCUAAAUGAACAGUUCAAGAAACACCUGACCAACUCUGAGCCUUUGGACUUGGACUUCAGUAUCCAGGUUCUAAGCUCUGGGUCGUGGCCUUUCCAGCAGUCCUGCACCUUUGCUCUGCCCUCAGAGCUGGAGCGAAGUUAUCAGCGUUUCACCGCCUUCUACGCCAGCAGACACAGUGGCAGGAAGUUGACUUGGCUCUAUCACCUGUCCAAAGGAGAGCUGGUCACCAACUGCUUCAAGAACAGGUACACACUGCAGGCCUCCACCUUCCAGAUGGCCAUCCUGCUGCAGUACAACACGGAGGACAGUUACACUGUGCAGCAGCUCACAGACAGCACUCAGAUCAAAACUGAUAUUCUGGUUCAGGUUCUGCAAAUUUUGUUAAAGUCAAAGCUGCUGGUGUUGGAGGACGAGAACGCCAACGUGGAUGAGGUGGAGUUCAAACCUGACACCGUCAUCAAACUUUUCCUAGGAUACAAGAAUAAGAAGCUGAGGGUGAACAUCAACGUCCCCAUGAAGACGGAGCAGAAACAGGAGCAGGAGACGACUCACAAGAACAUCGAGGAGGACAGAAAGCUUCUUAUUCAGGCGGCCAUUGUCAGGAUUAUGAAGAUGAGGAAAGUCCUGAAACAUCAGCAGCUUCUGGCUGAAGUUCUCAACCAGCUGUCAUCACGAUUCAAACCCAGAGUCCCCGUCAUUAAGAAAUGCAUUGACAUCCUGAUAGAAAAGGAGUAUCUGGAGCGAGUGGACGGGGAGAAGGACACAUACAGCUACCUGGCUUAAGCUCCGCCCAACUCCCCUUCCUUCUUCAUUGCCCCGCCCACCUCAUUUUUAUUUGAUUUGAUUUGUUUCUUUUUUUUAAUGUCUGAGUAAAUAAAGUGUGGAUCCCUCUGAUCGGCGGACAUUUGUGAGUGUGUCGCCGAUCGCCAGAUCACUCUGUCGACCUGAGUGAGAGUGCAAAAGAGAGAAAGCAAAAACAGUGGGCGUGCCGUUUCUGCCUCGCCCCCUGCUGUUGAGACGGGGAAAUCUGGUCUCCAGGCGCUGGCCCUCAGCAGAACUCGGACACACUUUCUGUUGUAAUACUGUAAAUAACCAGACUCUAAAACAGAGAAGACAGUGAAAUCUGAUCUCACGUCUUUAUUUACAUAGCGCUAAAUGUAAUGACGUAGCCAAUCAGAGGAGAGACGCAUCCGAAGGUUUUUGCAUGCUACUGCCCCCCAGCGCCACUGCAAACAUGUUUAAAUGAAAACAAAAAAAGAAAUCGUAAUAUCCGUUGAAUCGGAGGUCGGCCGAACGCAGUCCACUGCACGACAUGCCACCAAAUCCACGCCCAGUCUUGACUUUGAAUCCCCAGGAGGUGGUGCUGCUGUCACUGCUUCUCCUGCGGAAGGUUGUGUCAGUGUUUGGUUGGAGGUCGCCGGGUUUCACGCUGAACACCCGAUGACGCUGGACAUUUGUAUAGUGUGGUUCAUUUUCUAAAUGUGUGAUAAAUAAAACCAAGGAAAGAUUUCUGUAAAAAUGGACUCCCUUGAUGUUUAUAAGGAAAAUACCAAAAUGAUACCAAAUGUGUGCAAUUGUGGUACUGCUGCCCCCCACUGUUGUUGUGCAGAAUUACAUUACAAAGAUGGUGCCUGAGGUUCAUAUCAAGUGUUUGUUGUCCAUAAACAUAAUCAAGGGAAAUGUUAAAGUCCAAAUUCUUGGCAACAGAUAAAACAUUGUUGAAUGUAUGGAAGUACAAGGAAUAAAAAUGUAGGUUCAGGAUUUUAUUGAUACAGUUCACUGUUUGGAUAAAGACUAUAGUUAGUAAAACACUGCACUGAACGCCAUUGUUAAAAAUCAGUGCAUCUGUUGUCAAAUGAUGUCCAACAGUAAAAGUUCCAGCAAACGUGUGAUAUACUGAAGAAAACAAUUGAAUUGUUUAUUAACUUUUAUCACUUAACAACAAAAAUAAACAUACAAAGUCCAGAUACAAAAUCAGCACCAGUAACAUCGGAGGAAACCGUGGUCCAGAGGAGGAAGAAAAUUAAACACAGUUGUUUAAUCUGGUCAGAAAACCAUAAAUAAACCUGCAGCACAGAAAGGCUCAACACGUGUCACCUUCACAUCCCCGAAAAAAAAAAAUUCACAAGUUUGUUUUUAAAGAAGCAGCUAUAAUGAAGAGCAUGGCCAGGAGGUGUUCAGCUCGUUACCAAACACCAAUACAAACCAAAUCAAAUAAAUGGACUGAUGGAUCUAGACUUUGAUGACAUCAUACUAAUGUGUAUUUGCACCAAUCGUGUUGAACUUAUUCAUGUAAAUUAUUAGUUUUUUUUUCUCUACCUUUCUCUGCUUAAUUUUUUUGCAUAAACAGACAAACUUUAGAAAGACCUGAUUAGAUGACACAGGUCUCACUAUUUUAUGAUUUAUAUUUUAGGGGGGAAUUGACUGCAGAAUGCAACUGAGCUUUUCAAAAUACCUCCUUCCAAGUGCCUCCGGAGGGAGCCACAUAAUUUGAGUCACCCAAGGAAAUUUUAUAUUAAAAAAGCUGCUUCCAUUAAAUGUUGGUUUUACUCAAAA